GCUGGCGUGCAUUCAACCAACGCUUCCCAGCUAAAGCGAGCCCGGGAAAGAAGAGGGGGGGAGGAAAAAAAGGGGGAGCUUUCCUCCAAAAGCCUUCCGAUCUGCAGGGUGAAAAGUGAUUGACGCCAUCGUGAAGGGGGGCGAGAGGGAGCUGGAAGGGGCAGACCCAGGAGGUGUCACCCUAGGGUCCGAGAGGUGGAGGAUGAACGGAGAAGCGGAUAGCCCAACUGACUUAGAAAUGACGGCCCCCAAAAACCAAGACCGUUGGACCCAGGAAGAUAUGCUCACCCUCUUGGAGUGCAUGAAGAACAAUCUGCCCUCCAAUGACGGCAGCAAGUUCAAAACCACCGAAUCCCACCUGGACUGGGACAAAGUUGCCUUCAAGGACUUUUCCAGUGAGAUGUGCAAGAUGAAGUGGAAUGAGAUCUCCAAUGAGGUGAGGAAGUUCCGAACCCUGACAGAACUGAUUAUGGACGCUGAGGAGCACGUGAAAAACCCAUACAAGGGCAAAAAGCUGAAGAAGCAUCCCGACUUCCCCAAGAAACCUUUGACUCCAUAUUUCCGUUUCUUCAUGGAGAAGCGAGCAAAGUAUGCUAAGCUACACCCGGAAAUGAGCAAUCUGGAUCUCACCAAGAUACUAUCCAAAAAGUAUAAGGAGCUCCCUGAAAAGAAGAAGAUGAAGUACAUCCAAGACUUCCAGCGAGAGAAACAAGAUUUUCAGCGAAAUUUGGCAAGAUUUAGGGAAGACCACCCCGACCUCAUUCAAAAUGCCAAGAAGUCUGAUAUCCCAGAGAAACCCAAGACUCCUCAACAGCUCUGGUACACUCAUGAGAAGAAGAUCUACCUGAAAGUGCGCCCUGAUGCCACCACGAAGGAGCUGAAGGAUUCGUUGGGCAAGCAAUGGUCUCAGCUCUCGGACAAAAAAAGGCUGAAAUGGAUUCAUAAGGCUCUGGAGCAGCGGAAGGAGUAUGAGGAAGUGAUGCGGGAUUAUAUCCAGAAGCACCCAGAGAUGAACUUCGAGGAAGGUGCGCCCCCUCGUUCCACCCUGACUAAAGCGGAGAGGCAGCUGAAGGACAAGUUUGAUGGGCGACCCACCAAGCCGCCUCCGAAUAGUUACUCGCUUUACUGUGCUGAACUGAUGGCAAACAUGAAAGAUGUCCCAAGCACAGAACGGAUGGUGCUCUGCAGUCAGCAGUGGAAGCUCCUUUCCCAGAAGGAAAAAGACGCCUACCACAAAAAGUGUGAUCAGAGAAAGAAAGAUUAUGAAAUUGAGCUCUUGCGUUUCCUGGAGAGCUUACCUGAAGAAGAACAGCAGAGGGUUCUGGGAGAGGAGAAGAUGCUGGGAGUAAACAAGAAAGGUGCCACUAGCCCUGCCUCUAAAAAGACUUCACCAGAUGCCAGCAAGGGAGGUUCUGAGAAACCCAAACGGCCCGUUUCUGCUAUGUUUAUCUUCUCGGAGGAGAAACGCAAGCAGCUGCAGGAGGAGCGACCCGAACUGUCGGAGAGCGAACUGACCCGGCUGCUGGCGCGGAUGUGGAAUGAUCUUUCAGAGAAAAAAAAGGCCAAGUACAAAGCUCGUGAGGCUGCCAUGAAAGCUCAGACAGAAAAGAAGCAUGGUUCCGACAAGGAGGAUCGCGGCAAACUUCCCGAGUCACCGAAAACAGCUGAAGAAAUCUGGCAGCAGAGUGUCAUUGGAGAUUAUCUUGCUCGCUUUAAGAAUGACCGAGGGAAAGCACUAAAAGCCAUGGAAGCCACCUGGAACAACAUGGAGAAGAAGGAGAAACUGAUGUGGAUCAAGAAGGCAGCAGAAGAUCAGAAACGAUACGAGCGAGAACUGAGUGAGAUGAGGGCGCCACCAUGCACCACAAAUUCCUCCAAGAAGAUGAAAUUCCAGGGUGAGCCGAAGAAACCCCCCAUGAACGGGUAUCAGAAGUUUUCUCAGGAGCUGCUUUCAAAUGGUGAACUUAACCAUCUUCCUCUGAAGGAGCGGAUGGUGGAGAUUGGAAGCCGCUGGCAGCGCAUCUCUCAGAGCCAAAAGGAACAGUACAAGAAGUUGGCCGAAGAGCAGCAGAAACAGUACAAAGUACACCUGGAUAUGUGGCUCAAGAGUUUGUCACCACAGGAGAGAGCUGUGUACAAGGAACAUACCUCCAAUAAACGCAAGAACAUGGGGAAGAUGCGAGGCCCAAAUCCUAAAAUGAAGCCCUCGGUGCAGUCCAAAUCAGAAUCUGAGGACGAGGAUGAUGACGACGACGAUGAUGAUGACGAUGAAGAGGAAGAGGAGGAGGACGAUGACAAUGCUGACUCCUCUGAGGAGGGAGGGGAUUCCUCUGAUUCAAGUAGUGAAGAGGAGAGCGAAGACGGGGAUGAGAAUGAAGAAGAGGAUGAUGAAGAGGACGAUGAUGACGACGACGACAAUGAAUCUGAGGGCAGCAGCAGUUCCUCCUCGUCCUCAGGAGAUUCUUCUGAUUCGGACUCCAAUUGAACCAUCCCCUUUCUCCAGCCGCCUUUCUUGCUGUACUCUAUUCGGUUUUGUUUUUCCGGAUAAAAGUAACAUCUACAGCUGGAGAGCUAGGAUGGGAAGGAAAGGGAGGAAGGAAAUCACUGUGGUUUAAUUAUCUUCCUCUCCUUGCACACCUCACAUUGUAUUUAACUGUGUGUGGUUGUGUGUGAGGGGAGCAGGGGGGUAGAAAAUAGCUGACAACCAGCGGAGGGUUUUUUUGUGGCGGUGGUGUGGGGAGAGAAUUUUUAUUCUAUACUGCUCUCUCUUAUUCCUCCCCCCCUUCUGAAUCUCUGGGGGUCCCCCCCCCUUUUUUGUUGAGGUGGGCAGGGUCCUGGCAAAAUACAGGCCCCUUUUUAUUUCCUCCCCCCUCACAUAUCUACCCCCCCCGCCCACCCCCAAUUCUAUCCACCAGCUUUGGACUUUGUACAAAUUCUUUUUUAAAAAAACGAAAAACCAACAUGGCAAUGAGAGAUUUCCCCACCCCCCCUUAGCAAACAGCCAGAGAGAUGGGUUCCAGAGAGCACGAGCCAUUGAAGGUUCUGGACUUUGCCAGUGUGACCCACCUCUCCUCAAAGUGGACAAUCUUGUACAGUCUAGAAAUUUUACACCUUGAUGAAAGAGAACAAAAUGGCCACAGCUGCACUUAGUUAUUUCCUGUAAUGAACUGGAUAUCCAGCAAACGUUUCCUGCUGAAGGAAAUGGGAUGGGAGGGUAUAUUUCACGUGAGUGCAUGGCAAGGGUCAGGGAAUAGAAAAGGAACUGAAGAAAAGGAUUUCUUUUGCAGAGAGAAUAUCUGACUGGUAUGCUGUCGCAGGAGAAGAGAAUUUUGGGAGCUCCAAGGUUACUGACUUUAUUUUGCAGGAGGUGGACUUUUUCUGUCGUUUUUCUGACCAGCAUUUAAACAAAGACAGUAGUGGCCAGACCCCUUUGGGUUGUUGUUGUUGUUAAUAUAUAUAUUUUUUUUUACAAUGAAGUGACCAAUAAUUGUACCAAAAUGGGGCAUUUUGUUUGACUGUCUUUGGAAGCGGGAGGUUGGUUGUGGGUGGGAUCCUCUGUGUCAUUAAGCUUUUUUUUUUCAAAAAAACACAAAAAAAAUGUUUUAUAAACAAAGUGAGACAACCAUCUUUUUUACAACUAAAUUAUCCCAUCUUUGAGAUUGAGUACGUGAUAUGUCUCUUACCCUUAUGCAGAGGCUGGGAUCUUAGGAGUGGAUAGGGUUUGUAUAUAAGAGGCACAUAGAUUCCCCUUGGUUUUAUUCAGGCUGCAUGUGUUCAUUCAACUUUGGGCAGAGGAUUGAUGCCAAGAAGAGAAUGAUUCCAGCCACCAAGAAGUGUAUUUCUUAGCCUCUUCUGUGGGGAAUAGAAACGGAAAGGAAACUCCAGUACCAACUUUGUGUUUGCCCUGUAAACGACAUCAGAGCUAGUAGACAUGCUAUUUGGGGGUCAGGUGGUGUUGGUUGUAAAAAAAAGAAAAAGCAGCAACCACACCUCCUUCUCCCUUGUAAGAUGCCCGAUCAUACAAAACAUCACCAUGCCACAAAUUCCCCUACCCAUUCUCCCAGGAGUAACUAAAGGGGUAGGGAAAUUUGCAGCUUGGUGAUUUCAAGAAACACUUUGUAUGACUAGACAUUAUUGGGCAAAAGGAAGGGCCGGAACUACAUGGCUGCUGCUUCCAGGGGUGUGUGUCUCCUGUAAUGUUUAGUUCCAGCCUGAAAAAAGAGCAAGAAACUAUUACCUUGUUUGGAUGUAAAACUAAGAUGUGUGUUAGCUCUACUUGAGCAAGCCUUGGACAUGUAAGCUUUCCCCUUGCUCUGAAGAGAUCAGAAACGUUUGUUUCCUUAUUUAAUUAACCAUGGUUACUUGUUGUGUCCAAAUGUGGACAAACUGGUUUAACUUUGCUUUACGGAAACAAGCCACAAUUGGAAUCAUGGUCUGUGAUCCUGGCCUGUUUCCCUAAACCAUAGUUAAGAUUUUCCAUAAUAUUAAACCAUGGUUUAUUGCAAACAGAGAAGAGAGUUUCUAAUCUCACAGUGCAAGAAAGAGGAAGGGGGCGGAUGCAUGAGCCUGAGACUUGUUCGCAUAAUGUUGAUACACAGUUUAGCAUAAUGUCCAAACUAGAUCAGUACAAAUUAAAUUGGCAUUGGUGAUUUUCUCAGAAAAACAAGCUGGUAUGUUGCAUCUUGCUAUCUAAUUGGACAGGUGGUAUUUAGGCAAGGCUCCUUUUGCUUCUUCCCAUCUGUGUUUCCUGUCCUUCUGUUUCUUUAAUAUUUUACAUGCAAAACAUAAUUUAGUUUAUGAGAGCAUGCACCCUGACUAGCCUUUAUUUUUACAUUCUUUGGACGAUUACCUGCUCUAAUAAUAUGACAAGGAAUUUCUCAUUUUUAAGGCCAGAUCCUGCGACUAGUGGCUUGUAGCCCCAAUUUGGCCUGCAAGCUGGUUCUGUACUAUAUCUUGGCUCUUCAGUGUCCUUCAUAGCACCCUGUGUCUUCUGUUGACAAGCAAAAUGAGAAUUUUGCAAAACAAACUUCAAAUGCAUUGUAGUUUACAGAAUUCAUUGUUUCCCCUUGAAAUAUACUUUGGAUUUUUAUUUUUAAGCAUACCCACCAGAAAAAGUACACACACACCCUUUUUAUCCCUCCCCCCUUGUGGAAAUUGAACACAUGGCUUGUGCUUUGCCGAUCUCUUUUGGGUAAGUCUGGAAACCUCAUGAAGGAAACAUGGUCUUCUAAAGAAAGACUUGGCUUCUAGCACUGCAGAUACUCCCCUGGAGGGAAGCUGGACCAUUUGAGAAUGCAGUCGAGAGAGGGAGUUACAAAGGGCACUGAAGACCCUUCCAGAUGCUGGACCACAGCUCUCAUCAUCCCUGAUCGUUGGCCAUGCUGCCUGGGGUUGAUGGGAGUUGGAAUUCAGCUACAUCAGGAAAGCCACAGGUUAGUCAAAUCCGAUUUACAGGAUAAAAAAACUUAACAGCAGUAUUUCCCAUUUAGUCUGCUUUUCUCUAUCAAUUCACUGUCUCUUGCAAUGUCUUGCUGUGCCAAAUGUAUUCCUUCUCUUUGAGCAUCUUGGCCCCACAGUUGCCCUUUGGAAGUGUGCUGUACCUCCGUUCCAUCACUGGGAAGAGUCCAGUUGUUAAAUAAUCUUAUUUUGAACCAGCAACUCAAAUAUAUACAAAAGUCUCCCACUAUUGCAAAAUGCCUUGGGAGGACCUGCAGGUUUCAAGCAUUGGAACUUUCCCUACCUUUGCUAGCAUUUCUAGUUUUUUUAAAAAAAACACCCACGUCAUCUUGGGUAGCAAACUUCAAAACUAGCCACAGGAUUGAUAUUAAACUUAUAUACACACCUGGUUACAGGCACCACUGGAACCUGUGUAAACCUGGCUCCAUUGAAAUCUUGAGUGGCUCUUGGUGGCCGUAUUAAUUUAGGAAAGAGUAUUUUGCAUUGUGGGAAUGACUUGACUGAAUAACAUGCAAAUGUUCCCAUAACAUACCUUGAGAAGUGCAGUUUUCCACUGUACUUUCAUUGGGAUGAACAACUUACUUCCAUGAGCAUCGACAUAUUGCAAAGCACAUCAGUCUUGUUUACGAAGAGAAGUGCACCGUCACGUAUGGGAGUGUGUGUUUGUGUGUAUGCAGUUGUUGUGGGAAUAGUUCGGACAAGUCAAGAUUUUCCUCUGUCUUUUUUGUUUGUUUGUUUAUGUUUUUGGUACAUACUGGUCUGGGUUGCUUUGGGUUGAACUCUUGGAGGCAAAACAACAGAAGUAUGUUGUCUUUGGACAAGCGGUCGAUCUCAAUAGCCCUUUGGCUUUUCUGGCUUGGUAUAAAAUACCAGUAACACAUCCAAGCAGGGAUUUACUGAAUAACACCAGAUCAUUUAGAGCAAAAGCUUUUCAGGGAAAAAGAAACUUACCUGAGAACAUAGGAAAUCAAUUAAUGUACAGUACACAUGAAAAUGGGUAUUUUUGUGCCCUUGAAUAGUACUCAAACGGUUAUUAGUUUUUGGUGGAUUCAGUACACUUGAAAAACCUCCAAAGAUCUUGCAGACUUGAAAAGAUAUUAUUAAGUACAUGUAAUCAAAACUAAAACCGUUGAAGUCGAUAGAAAUGCUACUCAGGAAGAAUCACUAAAAUGAUGUAGGGUGUAAUCCACCCCUUUUGGGUGGGGCAAGGGUUUGGAUUGGUAGGUGGAAGUGCUGCCACUGAAAAGGGACAUUCCAAGGGAGGGGCUAAGUUGGCCACACUGCCAUCAGUGGAUAGCACUGGGUCUGAUGCUGGUCCAGCUUGGCAUAGCAUUUUGCCUGCCCCCGGCUUCGACCCUAGCCCAUGUGCCUGGUAGGACUGCUAAUGUCCUGGUAGGACUGCUAAUGCGAGGCAGUAGCUCAGGUUUGAAUGUCUUCCUAAAGCUAAACAACGGUGGAGCUUUAUGAUGGUGAUAAAUAACCAUUUACAAGAAAUACAAGAAAAGAGUGGCAACAUGUAAAAUCGUAAGUAAUCCGUUCAACGUUUGCUUUUUAAGUCUGUAUGAUCACCAACACGUUCUCAUUCCUGAAGUUCUUCGGGUUAUUCUAUAAAUCCUUGCCUGCAACCUGUCACUGACCUUGAACUGGUGUAUAAAAGAUAAGUAUUACAUUUAAAAAUGCUUACUAUGUAGGGGUUUACUUGACCCAACAUCUCAUUUACAUGGCUCUUCACCCAUGUGCUGGUCCCUUGAUAUGCACAAUUCCCACGCCAGUAAUCUUUGAUCAAGAGGGAAGCCUCACUGCCAUGCAAAUGAAGAGGCUAUCACAUGGGUUAAGAGCCUUUUCAAGCAAGGCACCAAACUACAGGGAGCCCGGCAUGGGGGUAAGUACUGUCUCCAGAUUAUGUGGUUGGGCGUAAUCUUCCUUUAGAACCAAUAGGUGUUCCUCAAAGCUAGAAGUUGUUUUCGGUUGUUGUCAUUGUACCUCAUUCUGCAAGAGAAUCCUGAGGUGGGUGGGGGGGUUAGACUUGUGAAGAAGUGUGGCAAGUUGUGUAUGUUUCAGGUAACACCUUGUUGCCUCCUCCUUGCCCUCUGCCCGUUUGGUGCUAAGUUUUUCUCAUUACGUGAACUGCAUGGAAGCUACCAAUAAAUGCUUUUGCACAGGGAAGGCCCAUACAGAACCGUGCUAAGGGGGCAUCAUGGCUAUGGAUCCCCAAAUCAUGUGGAGUUUUUACAUGUAAUUGCCUCACCUUCCUUGAAGGCAGUGGAAGCUGAAACUCCAUCCCUUUUAAGUGACCCUUUGGGAAGUGUAUUUUAAUCAGUUAACACCUCUUCUGUUGAGUUAUUUCUUAGUGAACUUGUGGCUGGUAUAAUGUGUACUCUGAUUCACACAUGCACACAUCUUUUGUGGAGGUAGGCGAGAACCAAAACCUUAACAUUUUUGGACUCCCUUUUUAUAUAAUUUUCAAGCCUUUCCCAAUUUUGUCUCUGCUGGGGUAGGGAAAACCUUGUCGCCUCAUAAGAUGUUUGUCAGAACUUUGCCAGAAAUGAGAUGACCCAAUGAAAAUGUAGGAUGCAUCCAUUUAGAUGUACCUUUCUCACCUCAAGGAAGUUGGUUAUCAUUUGUGGAAUGGAGGCAUUUGUUCUGAUGCAGCAAAUGUGGCCACACGUAGAAGUAAAUUACGCAAAAUAUCAGCGGCAGGGGGAGAAGGAUUGCAUACAAUAACCAGGCAGUGUAUGCAACACUUUCUGUUGUUCUAAUGCAGCCUUCCCCACCUUGGUGCCUUCUCCAAAGGCCUGGCAAACCGGGACUGACUUGAGGGCAUCAGGUUCAGGAAGUCUCUUAACAGAUCCUACCCACUAGAAACCUGAAAGAAACACUUCAGCCAUUGCCACAUCAAGCUAGAUUUCUCCACAUUAACUUUGCUUUUCAUUGCCAUGUCUGAAUUCUGAUAGGAUGUGCCCAGUCAUGCACAUUUGUCACACAUCAACCCCUCUGAUGCUCCUGAACUCUCUAUUUCUGAUUCCGUCAGUCAAUCUUCCUUCCCCCUUUUCUCCUCUCUCUCAUCCUUCUAAAGUGAAACACCUGGUUUGAUUUUGCUGAAUGUACCAGCUCUGUUGUAUUUUAGUAGAUGUGUUUUUUAAGUAAAAAAAAAAAAACCUUAAAAAAACCUUGUUCUUUAAAGUAAAUUUCUUACAGUACUGAUGUCUUUUUAAAAAAAGAAAAAAAAUGUUACCAGGGGUUAGGGAGGGAGACAGAUUGUACUGUAAGAAGGUGGGACUGAGUGCAUUUUUGCACUGUUGACAAAAUGUGAUAUUCCAGAUAGAAGUUCUUGUGAAAAAGGAAUCAUUUUUUUUCUAAUAUUUAAAGUGUUUUUGUAGAUUUAAAAAAACUUUAAAAUGCCAAAAAAUAUUAAAAUGUACUGGAUUUCGGUUUCUAUUACUAAAUGGGACUUGGCAAGCUCAGGAUGCUUUUGGUUUCCUUAGAAGUUUUUGCUAUUUGCACCAACAUGGCAAGAACUUCAGCCUCAAGUCUAAAUAGACUUAAAACUGUGGAUCUCCCUCCCCUCCUUUUUUUUUUCCUUUUGUAUAAUAAAGAGCAAAAACAAA
Messenger RNA from Podarcis muralis (Common wall lizard), 9065 nucleotides. RefSeq names its product upstream binding transcription factor (gene UBTF). The record is from RefSeq and is a predicted model, not a curated record. Lineage: Eukaryota; Metazoa; Chordata; Lepidosauria; Squamata; Lacertidae.